AAGAAUAGGAUGUGAAAUGAUAGUGGGGAAACAAGAUGGAGAGGCAGAGCAUGAAUAUAGAGAAACAGUGGGGAAGAUGUUGAACCAGAAAAACAACAAUUACGGAGAAGAAGAUGAGAAAAGGUUGGGUUGGAACUAUGAACUCCAUGAAAAACAGACAGGCACAUCCAUUUUCCCCUCUUUUGUAGGAGACGAUCCACGUUGAAGCAGAAAAACAACAAUUACUGUUUCUCUGUUUCUUCCAUGGCAUUACAUCCAUUUUCUUCUCUUCUUCUUUCUUCUUCUUCCUCUUCCAGGAGUACCUAAUUUACUACCUUUCGCCACCGUGGAGGACCGGUGAGGGUUUCUCCGGCACUAUUCGACGACUAUUCCUUUGCCGGAAACUCUUCCAAUGUCUUCUCCUUCCCCUUCUUCUGAUUCCGGUUCCAGUUCCUCUUCUCCUCCUCCUUCUCCUCCACCUCCUUCCACUGCUCCCCCGCCAGAUUCUUCUCCGCCUCCCCCGGAUUCUUCCUCUUCCUCCUCCCCUCCUCCUCCGCCGGAUUCUUCUCCUCCUCCUCCAUCUGAUGAUACUUCUCCACCUCCGCCCGAUGCAUCGCCGCCGCCGCCGCCUCCGUCUAACGACUCCACGCCGCCUACUGAUGAUUCCUCUUCUUCGACGCCACCGCCAAAGGAUUCCAACUCUUCUUCUUCUCCACCGUCUCCUCCGCCGCCUCCGCCACCACCACCGCCUCCGCCUCCUCCGCCGCAUGGGUCAUCGAGGCAUUCUCCUCCGUCUCCGAAAUCGAUCACGCCUAACUCACGAUCCUCAGAUUCGUCGUCCGGCGGCUCUGCCCCAGAGGCGGUGCCGAUCAUUGUAGGAGUGGCGGUGGCGGCAGGAUUUUUGCUAUUCGCUAUGGCGUUGAUAUUCUUUGCUUGCAGUCGAAAGAAAAAGAAGCGAACUAGUGGUUCCAUGUACUACGAUGAACAGCCCGAUCCGAAAGGUGGGGAUCCAUAUUACAAUGGAAGGAAUCACAAUUGGAAUAACCCGAGCGAACAUUUUGUGAACAUGGCGCCAAUCGGCGGCGGGGGCCAAGGAGGAGGGUGGCCAUCGCCGCCGCCUCCUCCUCCACCGGGAUUAGUGAGCAGUGACAUGAGCUCAAAUUUCUCGGGACCACAUGGGCCACCGUUGCCACCACCACACCCAUCGGUGGCACUGGGAUUCAAUAAGAGCACUUUCACUUACGACGAGCUGAUGGCUGCGACCGGGGGAUUCUCUCCGGCGAAUCUGUUGGGGCAAGGGGGAUUUGGGUACGUUCACAAAGGAUUGCUGCCCAACGGCAAGGAAAUUGCAGUGAAAAGCCUGAAAACGGGAAGCGGGCAAGGAGAUCGAGAAUUCGCGGCGGAGGUGGAGAUCAUCAGCCGCGUCCACCAUCGCCAUUUGGUGUCCCUUGUCGGAUAUUGCAUCGCCGGUGACCGAAAGAUGUUGGUUUACGAAUUUGUCCCUAAUAACAACCUCGAAUUCCACCUUCAUGGCAAGGGGCGGCCACCAAUGGACUGGUCAACACGUGUGAAGAUCGCAUUGGGCUCAGCCAAGGGCCUGGCUUAUCUCCACGAAGAUUGUCAUCCUCGCAUCAUCCACAGAGAUAUCAAGACUGCCAAUAUUCUUAUAGACAUUAGUUUCGAAGCUAAGGUGGCUGAUUUCGGAUUGGCAAAGCUCAACCAAGACAAUUACACUCAUGUAUCCACUCGCGUUAUGGGCACAUUUGGAUAUUUGGCUCCGGAAUAUGCAUCAAGUGGGAAGCUAACAGAGAAAUCAGAUGUAUUCUCAUUUGGAGUAAUGCUUUUGGAACUGAUAACCGGAAGAAAACCGGUGGACACGGCCGGAGAAAUGGAAGACAGCUUAGUGGACUGGUCAAGGCCUCUUUGUACAAAAGCAAUGAAUGAUGGAAACUAUGAUGAGUUGGCUGAUCCACGGUUGGAGAAGAACUAUGAUGCCCAAGAAAUGGCUUGCAUGGUGGCUUGCGCCGCGGCUUGCAUUCGCCAUUCGGCUCGCCGCCGUCCCAAAAUGAGCCAGGUGGUACGAGCACUAGAAGGUGAUGUGUCGCUGGAUGAUUUGAACGACGGAGUAAAGCCAGGGCAGAGCUCAUACUUCGGGUCUGGCACAUCCUCAGAGUACGACGCAAGCUCCUAUAGCGCCGACAUGAAGAGGUUCCGGAAGGUGGCGUUGGACAGUCGUGAGUACACAAGCAGCGAUUACGGCGGCACUAGCGAAUACGGCCUAAACCCUUCCUCAACGAGCAGCGAAAUCAGUCGGAAGCCUAGCCACUUAUCCUCCCCCAUCGCACCACCUUCUAAUCUCUAAGUACAUGUUUCGAAGUAAAUUUAAAGUUGUUAAAAUUACUUUCAUCGCUUUAAAACACGUCUUUAAUCACUCCAAAUUAAUUUGACGUACACAAGUGAUUUUAACUUUUUUAAAACCACUCGUAAA
Benincasa hispida (wax gourd) is the source of this 2467-nucleotide messenger RNA. RefSeq names its product proline-rich receptor-like protein kinase PERK15. The record is from RefSeq and is a predicted model, not a curated record. Gene Ontology annotation, biological process: protein phosphorylation. NCBI's taxonomy places the organism in Eukaryota, Viridiplantae, Streptophyta, Magnoliopsida, Cucurbitales, Cucurbitaceae. Gene Ontology annotation, molecular function: protein kinase activity; ATP binding.